AUGGCUCCACCAGUCAGAGUCAAAUGGGCUCUUGUGAUUGGGGUCAUUUUGUGUACGUGGUCAGGAUGUGAGGAAUUCUUCAACAGAAGGUUCCGUUUUAACAACAGCAGCGGCUCCAACAACAGCAGUGGCUCCAACAACAGCAGUGGCUCCAACAACAACAGUCGCUCCAACAACAGCAGUGGCUCCAACAACAGCAGUGGCUCCAACAACAACAGUCGCUCCAACAACAGCAGUGGCUCCAACGACAGGUCCCGUUCAAACAACAGCACAGCUCCAACAAGAGGUUCCGCUCUAACAACAGCAUGGCUCGAUCAACAUUGCUCCAACAACAGCAUGGUUCCAACACCAGGUUCUGUUCUAACAACAGCAGGGCUCGAACAAGAUCAUGGCUCCAAUUAUAGCAUGGCUAGAACAACAGAUUCUAUUCUAACAACACCAUGGCUCCAACAACAUCAUGACUCCGGCAACAGCACGGCUCAAAUAACAGAUUGUUAUCUAACAACAGCAGUGGAUCCAACAACAGCAGUCGCUCCAACAAUAGCAGUGGCUCCAACAUCAAGUACCGUUCCAACAACAGCAUGGCUCGAUCAACUGGUCCUGCUGAGUAUCCCUUUAUUUAUUCUUUUAUUAUUUUAUUAUUGGGCUCGACGUUAG
Orbicella faveolata is the source of this 657-nucleotide messenger RNA. Its product is annotated as serine/threonine-protein kinase PDIK1L-like. Gene Ontology annotation, molecular function: ATP binding; protein kinase activity. Lineage: Eukaryota; Metazoa; Cnidaria; Anthozoa; Scleractinia; Merulinidae. Gene Ontology annotation, cellular component: cytoplasm; nucleus. The record is from RefSeq and is a predicted model, not a curated record. Gene Ontology annotation, biological process: protein phosphorylation; negative regulation of G2/MI transition of meiotic cell cycle.